AUGAAUAUUCUUAUAACAUUUUUAUAUAUAUUUUUAUUUUACAUUUUUUAUUCUUGGUAUGAAAAAAUUAAAUUUAUUCAUAAAAAGGAAUUAAAAGGGCCAUUCCCACUACCUAUUAUUGGUAAUGCAUAUCUAAGUGAUCACCCAUAUUAUGAUUUUUUUAAAUUUUCAAAAAAAUAUGGCGAUAUAUUCAGAAUAUGGGUGGGUGAUUUAUACACAGUAGUUCUAAGUGAUGAAUCACUUAUAAGAGAAGUUUUUCAUAAAAACUCUGAUAAUUUUAACGAUAGACCAAAAUUUCCUACAAUGAAAUAUUUAUCAAAUUAUCAUGGUUUAGUAACAUCAUCAGGUGAGUAUUGGAAAAUUAAUAGAGAAAUUGUAUCCCAAUCCUUAACAAAAAUCCAUUCAAAACAUCUAUAUGAAUCAUUGGAAUAUAAUAUAGAACAAGUUUUAAAUAAAUUUGAAGGAUUUGAAAAAAGAAAUGAAUCCUUUAAUCCAAAAUUAGAUUGUUAUAAAUUUACAACCAGUUUAAUGUUCAAAUAUAUUUUUAAUGAAGAGAUUACAAAUUAUGAUGAUCCAAUAAUAGAAAGCGAAAUAAUUAAACCAACUAAUAGAGUAUUUGAAAAACUUUCAAAUUGUAGAACCGGGGAUGCUUUAAAAAUACUCAGACCAUUUUAUGAAUUCCAAUUAAAGUAUUUUGAACAAUCAGGAUAUAAAAUAUUUGACUAUUUAAAUAAAAAACUAGAACAGCAUGUAGAAACUUUUGAUGAAAAUGGUGUUCCAAGAGAUUUAUUGGAUAUUUUAUUCAAAGAAUAUGGAAAUGACAAAUUAUCAAUACUUUCAACUGCAAAAGAUUUAUUAUUGGGUGGAAUUGAUACAUCAGCAACAAUAUUUUAUAAUAUUAUAAUGUUAUCAUGCAACUAUAAAGAAAUUCAAGAUAAGGUGUAUGAGGAGCUAAAGAGUGUAUCAAAAGAAAAGAAAAGAAUUUAUUUAUCAGAUAGAAAUAGUUUACCAUAUACAAAUGCAUUUAUUAAAGAAUGUUUACGUUAUAGACCUGUAGCUGCAUUUCCAUUGCCCCACACAGCCAAAAAUGAUAUUACAAUCUCUAAUGGUAGAUAUUUCAUUCCAAAGGAUUCACAAGUAUUAAUUAAUUUCUAUGCACUUUACAGAAAUGAAAAAUACUUUCCAAAUCCUGAAACUUUUGACCCCAGUCGUUUCAUUAAUUGCGAAUUGGCAAAUCAAGCCUUUAUGCCAUUUUCCAUGGGACCAAGAAUCUGUGUUGCCCGUCAAUUUGCUUUAGAUGAAAUAUUUUUAUUUAUUUCAAAUUUAUUAUUAAAUUUUAAAGUUUCAUCAAAUAAAACAAUUGAUCACUCUAUCAAUGACUAUAAAUAUGGAUUAACUAUUAAAUUAAAAAAAGAAUUCAAUAUCAAUUUAAAAAAAAGAUAA
This is a messenger RNA of Dictyostelium purpureum, 1443 nucleotides long. RefSeq lists its product as uncharacterized. The record is from RefSeq and is a predicted model, not a curated record. The transcript is spliced from 4 exons. Gene Ontology annotation, molecular function: oxidoreductase activity, acting on paired donors, with incorporation or reduction of molecular oxygen; iron ion binding; monooxygenase activity. NCBI's taxonomy places the organism in Eukaryota, Evosea, Eumycetozoa, Dictyosteliales, Dictyosteliaceae. Bases 1 to 1443 code for a protein of 480 amino acids.